This is a messenger RNA of Xyrichtys novacula (pearly razorfish), 18074 nucleotides long. The record is from the annotation of a GenBank genome assembly. NCBI's taxonomy places the organism in Eukaryota, Metazoa, Chordata, Actinopteri, Labriformes, Labridae.
AUGGCCCCCAGUUUGGCUCAUGCGUUCAAUAGAAGGUGGUGGAUGGCAAUCACAGCCAUCAUAGAGAACCUCCUGUUCUCUGCUGUUCUGCUGGGCUGGGGCUCUCUGCUCAUCAUGCUGAAGGAUGAAGGCUUUUACUCUCACCUCUGUGUCGGUAAGGUCAGCUUCCAUUCAAGCAGUUCUGUUAUAACAUAACCUCCAACAGUGGGGCAUGUUCGACAUAUUUCUCUCUCAAGCCAUUUCAUACCAGAGCAGUUGUGCUUUUACAAGGACUUUUUGAACACACUUUUGGUGAUGUAAGAACAGGGAAAAGAGAACAUGCUUGAAUGUUUGGGGUUGGUGAUGUGUUCAGUCUGUUUUACACUAAUGAGACUCAUAAACAAAAACCUCACUACUGUGCACAGAUGACCUUUCUUUGACUUUUCUGUUACCAAUAUUUUUGUCUGAAAGCAAAACUUUCAAAACCCCAAACUUUUGAAUGACCUUUAAAAGAGUAUAGGCUAAGAUACUCAUCAACCAGUCAAACUAGGAGAGAGUAAAUCCUUAGAAUUAAGACUCUGUAUCAGAGCAGACUUGAAUUUUUCCUCUUGAUGUCAGCAUAUUUCGACAUCAGGAGCCAGUCAAAAACAGCAGGACGUGCCCUCUUUGCUUUAUCAGCAGUACAGUUUUGAGGAACAAAAAACCUGUUUGAUAAAAAUCUGGGAUUUGAAAAAAUCAGUUUGUAUUCACAUAUCCAUAUCGCCAAAUUAUGGGUAAGGUUAUCUUCACAUGUGUUACAAAAGAGAAGAUCCAGACGCUUCAAACCUGACACAACCCCACUUAAAAAAGUGAACUACCCCUUUACCAUCUCAACGUGUCUCUACAGAAAAUGAGACCUUGAAUGCCAACAUUUCCUCCAUGGAGAGGCACUGGCCAAGCUGUGUAGAACAGGAGGAAAUGUUAAAUCUUGGCUUCACCAUCGGCUCCUUCCUCCUGAGUGCUGCCACCUUACCGCUCGGGAUUUUGAUGGACAAAUAUGGACCACGUCCGCUGAGGCUCGUCGGCAGGUGUGAUUGACCGUCCCAGUGUGACUAUUUUUACCUGAUUGUGCUCACCCACUCAUUAUGAGUAGAUUUGAAACCACGUCUGACAUCCUGUGUCUGUUCAUACUUCAGUGCCUGCUUUGCAGCCUCUUGUGCAAUGAUUGCUGCUGCUGCUUACAACCCUGAAGGUAAGAGGUCACAUCAGUUUUUAAGCCUUAGUCCUGAAACUGCUAAAGAAAACAUGAUCCAACAGACUGAAAAAAGGGGGAGAGAACUGAGACAUGCUUCAAGUUCAGAAAUGAAAACAAAUGGUCCUCUCAAGUUUCAUUGUAAUUCAUGUGGCUCCUUCUUUCUAUGUACCCCAUCAGUGUUGUCUGCCCUCAUCUUCCUUGCUGUCUCCUUCAACGGCUUUGGAGGAAUCUGCCUGACCUUCACCUCACUUACAGUAGGCUCCCACCCACCCACCCACCCAAACACACUUAAGAGGAACACCAAAAUGUAUUUACAAUCCAAGUGUCAGACAGGGUUUCACGGCCAAAUCAUAGUAGGAGGUGGCUGAAAAUAUCCUCUCCAUAAAAGUAACCACAUCAGUCCUAUUUUUGGCUUCUGCAGCUGAUGAAGCAGCCAUAAAGAGCCUCCUACUCCUUUCUGGAAUAUAUCCAUGUCCAAUAUUUAAUCCCAGCACCUGGCUCCUGGUCUACCGGGUCUCUCUCAGAAAAGUUAGUCACAGGACAAGGAUUUCUACCAUUUAAAUCAAACAGACACUGGAUGCCGAGCUUCUGUUUACAGCAUUUCUCUGUCCUGGUCUUCCCUCGACAACAUCAUAAAAACAAGGAUGUUGUGAUUGGUCAUCAUAACUGACAUUAUCAUAGGAAUCAGAAAAUGAAGUCAAACAUACCAGACUUUCUUUUGGGAGGUCAGGAAGCAUCCCAGAUGUGGUCUCGAUUGUAUUCAAGUCUGACAUAUGACACCAGGUAUAUUGCCUAAGACAACUGAAACUGGACUUUAAAAUUCAUGUAAACACCUUCGCUCGACUGAAAUUGCACUGAAUCAAACAGUCAGACUAGCAUACUGAGAUAAUGGGGUUGGGGAUUGAUUCUCUCUUUCUAUUUUAUGCCCCCAUCAACUCAAUCUGGCACAAGCAUUUUUGCACAGUUUGCAGCCACAAAAAUGCACAGAUAGGGACCUGAGUAAGCAAAACCGCACCAGAAGAAAAAGGAAUGUGAAAAAGGCUACGCUGUGAGACCAGUGGUUGACCCAAUGGUAAUAAGAGGGUGCCACCUACCACCACAGAGCCAGACAUACAUCUGCUUUUAAAACCACCCUCACGUGGUCCUUGUAAACUGGCACAAGGACAGUAGUCCAGCUGAAUGGCUUCUACCUGAGCAAUUACCAACGGUGGACUUAUCUUUUUUUCUAUGCAAACCUCUUGUUCGUCUGCUGGAUCACAUCAUAAUUAUGCCUAUUGUGUGUAGUCUGACCUCAGCAGCAUCAAUCACAACUCCAGAAGAAUGACCUACCAUGGAUAAUAAACUUAGUGUCCUAUAAUGUUCACUUGUCUCUGCAACAUUCAGGAUCACAUAGAAGACUGGAGUUCUCUCAGAGCCUGUCUAGACCCACAGUCUAAAAAAACAAUGGAAAUAUGUGAUUAUGUAUUUAUUGAGGUCAAAUGAUCUUAUUUCUUCUGAUGAUGCCUUACAAAGACUGCUUAGCCAAUCAGAGGCUGUAUCUGUGUAAAGGCCCAGUUCAUAGGCUGGAUUAAUGAGGACAUGGUCUCAGGGAUGCACCCCACUGGUUUUGUAGAGAAGUGCUUGAAGCCCAUUGAAACGGUUUCCUUUAGUGGAAAUGUUGCUUUAACCUGUCAACCUGUCAAAGUGGCAGAAGUCGAGAGGUUGAGUCAGGCCUUCAGACUGCAGGUUUAAGUCCCUCUCUGUUUAGGCACCUAGGAGAAGGUAAGAGGAGAAUAUCCAAGUAUAUCAGUUCAUGUACGUGAACCAGUUUGGCUUUUAUACCUCCUGUAGUCUCAGUCUAGAAUGUUGUGAUCUCAUGCUUUGCAGACACAGAGGUUCAGCAUACCAUCAGCUAAGCUAACUGUCAGUCUAGGAGUCAUGGAGUGCAGCCAGCAGUAAAGACUGAUGGGAAACAUGGGGACAGGUGUCACAGGAAAUUGCAAACACUGCUGGAUCACCAGGAUGCCACGUAGUACCACUUUUCCAUUUUCGCCGUGUAUUCAAGUCCUGACAUCACAGAGGGGGAGUGGCUGAAGGUAGAAAGAAUGGAGGGAAUUUGAUGGGCUGUGGAUUUAUAUGCAUUUCAGUCUGAUCUCCAAACUGAAAAUCUCCCUCUCUGAGUUGUGUACCUGUGUACACGUGUGACUGUGCGUGACUGUGUGUGACUGUGUGUGUGUUUGGUUGGGUGAGGGUUGGGGUGUGUAUUUUGAAGAACACGUGCUGUUCAACUCGUUCUAAAUUCUGCUGCAGCCUCAACCAAUGAAAAACCUGGGUGGUGAGCACACCCUCAGAAUCCUGUUCCCCUCCCCUCCCCUCUCUCCCUCCAACUUCCUCACCCAGACCUUGUCCUGGACUUGACAUGGUCACUUCGGCCUUGCUGCUGUCAUUCUUGCCCUGCUGUGUGUGCAUAUGUGUGUGUGUGCCUGUGUGGGCGUGCAUGUGUUGCAAGUGUGAGCGUUAUCUUGUUGAUAAGCGCUUACAUAAAAAGCUGAUGUAAACGCCUAGAUUCCCAGCUAACCUUUGAUAAGAUAGUUUGCACAAAAUUAAUAAUAAAUAACUGACUCACCAGAGACACUAUUUGAAACUUUCCAAAAACAGAAAAGGUUGAGCUUCAAGGUAUUUUACGUUCAUGGAGUGAAACAUGAUUCCAACAUCCUUCUUUAUUCAUUUAUUGUGUCCAUUCAAAUCAGUUUGAGCAGACGGCUGUGUAGGAAAGUUUUUCCAAACACUGUUACUGCCUGUAUCUGCACUGAUCCUUUUUUCCAAUAGGACUGCAAAAACAGGCAGUUACCAGGUGAAAUUGCAGUGCUUUUUCAGCAAGCACACAUUUGACUUGUGUAUCUUCAUGAGAUGUCGAAUAGGCUAUGCAAAUAUCAGUUUUCCAGUGUGUGAAUUUGUAUUGUGAGUCAGUGUCAUGGCUGUGUAAAAGCUUCAGCUGUGGUAUUCCCACAAAACAACUUGUCAGUCUGUCUGUCUGUCUGUUUUCUUGUUUUUUGUUUGUUUGUUUGUUUGUUUGUUUGUCGGUUAUUUGUCUGUUUGCCUAUUGUUUUUCUGUUGUUUGUUUGUAUGUCUGUUUGUUUCUUUGUUUGGUUGUUUGUCUAUUUAUUUAUUUGUUUGUCUCUGUUCUACAGUUUGUCUGUUCAUCUGUUUGUUUGCUUGUCUGUUUGUCUGUAUGCCUGUUUGUCUGGGUUUUUUGUUUUUGUUUUUGUUUUUUUGUCUGUUUGUCAGGUUUUUGUUCUUAUGUUUGUCUGUUUGUUUCUUUGUUUUUCUCAACAUUAGAUCAGCUAUGGAUCACUUGUCAUGCUGGGCAUGUUUGUCGCUCUGUGUUUUGCAUGCUGGAAAGUCAUGAGACCAAACAUACUGCAUUUGGAACCCUAAGCACCAACUGUCCGAGCAGCUGAUGAGAAUGACCAAACAGACUUCAAACAUUUAGAGGAGAGGUUGCAAUGACAAACUGUUAUGACCCAGGCCAGAGGUGGCCAGGACACAACAUGAAAGAGGACCCAUUUGAUCUACCUCUCAAACAACCACACUAAAGAUUUGAUAGUUUUAGCAGUCAUAAAAAACUUCAACUGGAUAAAUCAAAGAUAACUAACAAUAAGGAGCUAAAUUAACAAUAAGUAGCUAAACUUUCCAAACUACAGUGACCUGCAUAGAUAUCAUCAUUACAAGAUGCCUCACAACCCUGCUGCCAUCUCGUGUUGGAAGUUUUGGAAGCCUGACAACAGAAUUUGUUUACAUUUAAAACUACACUUGCCAGCAGUCACCAGUACUGCCCCAAGAUCGUAGCAGUUCUUGGCGUAUGCACUGCACUGUCUUACAUGAGUCAUGAGGCAAUUUGCUAUAUGACAUCUGUGGUGACAUGACUGUUUGGGACAUGGAUGUCAAGUGUUCCCCCCAUGCCACGGUGACGUCAUUUUUCCUCCUUAAAUCAAAAUCGAGCCCUGGAGCAGCUAAUGAGGAGCAGGGGAUAGCACACCUAGUCUAACUGAAAGAUAAGCAGCAAUCUCACCACACACACACACACACACACACACACACACACACACACACACACAAGACAAAAUCAAACUGAAGAAAACACAAUACAGUAAUGGAACAUUACAACUGCAGUCAUUACACAGACAUAUUAACAUGAAUAUACCUUUAAAAUAAAGGGAAUGAUGUUUUGAUUGGUUGAUAUUAAAUGAACAUGCAACCUUAAAGGGAUAUUCUGGCAUAAAAUCAAGUUAGGGUCAAACACACCAUAACACUGAGUUAGACACCCCAUCGAGAGAUAAAUGUUGCCGACUGCUUGCUUCUCUAGCUAUACCAACUUUAGUUACAACCACAGAUAGUAAAACAGAGAGCCACCCGCUCAACCAAAAAGCCACUCUAUAGCCACAAAUAAUGCUCAGAACAGCCUAUUGUGUGAGUUGUGUUUAGUCUCUUUGCUAAAGAAAUCAGGCAAAGCUAAAAAGAUGUUUGCUGUGACUGGGACCCUAUAUUAACUGUUGAUGAAGUUAGGUGCUGUUCUGAGCAUUAUUUGUGGCUUCACUCUAAAAACCCCUGGGUUAAAAACAACCAAACAUCAGCGUUAAAAAGGGACCAACUACGUAUUGGGUUAUUUUGACCCAGAAUGUUGGAUUAUUCAAAUUAACACAAAUUUUGGGUUGAGUGAAUAACUUUAAAGGUCAAGUUAACCCAGCCACCAAACAUCGGAUGUCGAAGAGAUCUGCAGAUCAAGUCAGUAUUGGGUCGGUCCGUCAAAGACCACAUCUAGUGCGACGUGCAAAAUUUCAACGUCCAAAUUGGACCUUUUUUAGACGUCAAUCUGAUGCUUAGAACACUGUUAAAUGUUAAAUAGAUGUAAUUUCAAUGUCGCAUUGCACAGUGGGCAAUGUUUGAGUUAAUUUGACUUGUGAUCUUGGGUUAAAUUGAUAUAUGCAUUUGGGGAGCUUUUUUUGGGAGCUUUCCUUUUACAACCUGUAUCUUAUUUUCCUAUGUACUUUUAUCUAACUGAUAAAUGCCAUAGCAUUAAGGGUCUUGCCCAUAGACUGUAUAUACUAUGGACAACUUGGUUCCACCGAAAAAUAACCCAUAAUUUUUAACCAAUUAAAAAAAAAAAACUUAAAUUGGGUCACAAUAGAAUCCAUAUAACCCAAGAAAUGAGUAUGGAUCUGAAAAAUAACCCAGAAAUGUAACUCAACACGUAUAACCCAGGAAUUGGGUUGAAGAAAUAACCCAAUAGUUUUUAGAGUGUAUAGAGUAACUUUUUGGUUGAGCAUGUGGCAUUUUGUAUUACUAUCUGUGGUUGUAACUAAAGUUGGUAUGAUGAAAGAAGCAAGCGGUCUGCAACAUUCAUCUCUCUACAGGGUGUCUAACUCAGUGUUACGGUGUGUUUGACCCUAACUGUGUGUUUGGGAACUGAAUGUAAAUUGAGGUCAAAGAAAUUAUUGCAUUUAACUCUGCCGGCAUGAUUCUGCUUAGCAUUGGCAGCGAAAUAUCGCAUAUGUCUCCAAUCUCAUGCUGAAAUGUUCUGGUGGCCAAAAAUCCCAUGGUGGACAGGAGCUGGAUGGUCACUGGGAUGAUGGCUUUGGUGUGUUUUGUCUCUCGCUCCAACACGGGUUGUAAAUCAUGGCAUAAAUCCAUUAAAAUAUUUUGGGGAAGCGGUACCUGCUGAGAAUCCAUUCUGUGUUCUCACUGAACAAAUCAGCACGCUCUAUAAAAACACGCUCCCUGCGAAGCAUACGGUUGUCCAAGUCCUCCAGUAGCGCUAAAUAAGACGUGAUUCUUGUAUCAGUACCUGUAAGACUUCUUUGAGGUUGUCCUGUCACAGCAGAUUUUUAUAGCUUGUCACACCAAUCAUUCAAAAUGUCUGCUCGAUAACUACUCAGUUGAAUUUCAUACAGAGGCAAUGGGGGAACAUGUGUGAAGUUUGAGAUUGCUGAACACUGUGACUCCUUUAAUGUGUUCUAUUUGUAGUUUCACUGUUCUACCACUAGAUUUUGUGUGUAAGCAUGGUCAGAGUUGUGCUUAAAUUUACGCACGUUCCACACAAGGUUGAUAAAUUCCAUACUACACGCGCAGGAAUGUUCGUACGCACUCACUACGCACACAUCUUAGCGUACGCACAGUUGAUAAAUGAGGCUCCUGAAAAGGUUACCUCUUGCUUUGAACAAAGACUAUGUUAGUACAAGAGUCCUUAAUUUUUUGUUUUUCUGCAGGUCAUUAAUGCUGCUCAGAGGACUGACUUUCAAUGCUCUUCUGAAUAACCUGUGCAUUUUCCACAGGAGAAAAUCAGACUUCAUUUCACAGACUUUCUCAAAAUUCAACACUCAGAUUUCUUUCACUAGUUGGUUGCCUCCAUUUAUUCAUCUUCAGUUAUUUCAAAGAACAGACAACACACCGUUUUCAGACUAUGUAAGACAUAUGCUGUCAUCAAGUUUUCUGUGUUUUCGACAUGGCUGCAGCCCCUCUAAUAUUUUCUGUGUGAGCAGUGAGUAUAAACUCAGCGUUAUAAAAGCCUGCAGUGUGAGCAGACACGUGCAGCAUGCUCUGUGACUGGCUUCACUCCAGCUGUGUCUGAAAUCAGACAGGAAGUUUGCAGACGCACACAUUAAUCCACAAGUUACCAUCUGAAUCUCAGUUUGUGUUUUGGUGUGUGUAUGUGUGUUUAGGUGUAUGUGUGCUUGUGAAGGACAGAUAGAGUGGGAACUGGCAGUUAAAGAACAUACUUUGAGAGCUGAGGUUGUAAAUAAAGACUGCACAUGUUGCUGCAGGGCCAUGCUGACAUAGCGUGUGUGUUUGUGUGUGUCAGCUCGAAUUUCAUGUUAUCUCGUUUGAAAGGGUUGUAUUUAUUAAGUACUGCAGUGCCCCCUGCUGUUUGAGUUUCAAAGUGCAUGUUAAUCACUCAUCAAGUCCAAGUUUACUUCAUUCCUUCACUGCAGUCACAUAACACACUUCAGAAAUCAGCUGGUUCUUUUUUGCAAAUUCAAAUUAUUCUAAUGUUUGUGUGGAUUUACUCUCUCUCUCUCUCUCUCUCUCUCUCUCUCUCUCUCUCUCUCUCUCUCUCUCUCUUUCAUCUAGUUGCCAAACCUGUUUGGGAACAUCCGAUCAACUAUCCUCUCCCUGAUGAUUGGUUCCUAUGCUUCUUCCGCUGUCACCUUCCCUGGAGUCAAGGUACAUAUUCACAGACUUAAGAACAAAUAAACAUCAAUGGCCAUCAAAUAUAAAAGCACAUGCACUUUAUUUGAUUAUUACAUUAUUCUCUGUCAAAUGUCAUGGAAACACUGGAUUGAUCUGAGACAACUGCUGAUAAACUAAAGGAAGAGUUUGCUUGGAAACAGAAAAACUCUGAGAAAGGAAAAAGACAGAAAUGAAAAAAAAAAAAAGGAUUGCUCUGUCAUCUAUGGAGUUUGAAAAGCUCCUGCAGAGCUCCAGCACAUUCACAGGAAGACUUGCAGGCUAUUGUUAGUUUGUUAGUUGGUUGGUUAACUGUCCUCGAGGGAAUUCAUUUUCGCUGGAACCUGUUACAGUGGCAAGCAAGAAUCACUUCAGGAAACCAUCCCAUGACACAGAACUUAAAGCAUAAAAACAGAGUUUCUCUGGCAGUUUGUGUUUUAGGUAACCAUGGCUAAGGGAAUUAAGCUUUUUCUGGAGUAGUCCUGAGACAAACUGUGCUUGCAUUUUAACAUCUGUUUGUAGCAUCAGCUGUCAGAAAUAAAUACAAUGUAGAGGCAAUAUGCACAUGAACAGUACAGGCAAUUUACCGACUGUUACAUGGCUGCAACAUCUGGUCACUUACCUUCCUUUGUCUGGGGUAAGAUUCUGGGUCAUUUUUGAGUGUAUGAGUAUGGGAGGGCUGGCCAUUUUUGUUAUGGGGCAUUUUUCUGCAUCUUCAUCAGUCUGCACCAGACUACGCCCCCCAUAUCGAUAACCUAUUUUAUUAUAGCAUAGCUUUUUGUGCUGUUUUAGCAACCGACUCAAGACCUUGCUUGAAAAACACCUGUGCCAUGUUGUCAACAAAACACAUGCUGCAUGGAACCUUAAAAUUAUCGAUCCCUACUUUCUCUUGUACUAGAAAGGAGCGACAAAACUAUACCCCAAACUAAGAGGAUGGAGUCACAACCUUUUGGCACUUGGGAUAUUAUGGCCAAGCCCUGUUUAACAGAGUAUCAAAUACUAUGCAAUUGUUUUCUGAACGACUGAAAAAUACAGCAGAGGGAGGUUCCCUGCUUGAUACCUGCAGGGAAAACUCAUGACAGGGAUGUUUUUGCUUCAACAGAAAACAUUUGCAGUCAACACUUAGGACAUCUGAAUAAACAUCCACAUGUUCCCAAACAGAAAAUAAGACAGAAAAGGGAAGGAUAAAAUGAAUUCUGUCACCAAAGUUGGAGAAACAGGAAUGAGUUCAUUUUGAACACUAAAGGUCAGGUUUUAUCUGUCAGCACAUGCUCAUCUCCUUCUCCUGUUACUCUAUUUUUGUACGUCUGUGUACAAACUUGUCUCUUGUUUAACCCUUGUCUCUCUGCUGUGCAGGUGAUUUAUGACCUUGGCGUGUCAUUCCGAGUCAUCAUGUGGACAUGGUCUGGUAUGGCGUGCAUGGUCUUCCUCAACUGCUUCCUAAACUGGCCUGCUGAGUCCUUCCCUUCUCCUGAGGACAUUAGAUCUAUGUCAGUACAACCACGACACAGCCUGUCCAAGAAUAUACUCUUUUAUUGAAUAAUACUACUACUACUACUACUACUACUACUAAUAAUAAUAAUAAUAAUAAUAAUAAUUAUUAUUAUUAUUAUUAUUAUUAUUAUUAUUAUUAUUAUCAUUAUUAUUUUCAUUAUUUUCAUUAUUAUUAUUUUCAUUAUUAUUUAUCCUUUAUUGAAUUUCCCUUCAGGAUUGAAGGGAAUUAAUUUUAUUUUAUUCAUACCACAAAGUUUUUCAACUUUUACCCCUAGAGAAAGUCAACUGAAGCAGUGCAGUUUUUUUUCCCUCCCAUUAAGUGUUACUGUGCCAGAUGACAGGGAACAAUAAAAAUCAAUGACUGAGAUGCAAAAACUAUAAGAAAAGGUAAAAACCAGGACAGAAAUAGACGGCGUAAAUGUUUAUCAAUGGUCAAGGAUGCUGUCAGCAAUCAUUAAAAUGUCGCACCUCCAUCACAACAUGAGCUAAAGGCCCUUCAUGUGGUCAUGUAUGCCAGUAAUAACAUCAAUAAUUGUAUUUUUUUUUUUUGUGCACCACAGUAAGACAUUAAAAAUGUUUUUCUGAUUAAAUAAACCUUAUUAUCUUUUCCAUGCAGUGAAAUGGUGAAGCUCAGCGGGUUGACUGAGAAGGGUUAUGCCGCUGUGAGUGUCAUGGAGGACAUGACGGGAAGCAAAAAGCCAGAACCCAAGAAAACAGACUCACAGAAAACAAUCCAGGGUGAGAAAUCUUAUCUUUAACAUCGCAUCUUUGGCAUCUGCGCAAUUAUGUAGUAGAUUUACAACAAACACAGACCCUGGGUUACAGCUUGGGUAAAGCACAAAAUCUUAAUCAGAAGGCCCCGGCUGUGUUAUUGCAUGUCCUAAAGGAGAGCCACUGCAUACAUAAGAAGGCACCAAACCCUUUGGUCCCUGGCUGGUCUUAGAGCUCUCUUUUAAAUGUCAUUCGCAAUCAUCAUGCCAAAUACUUUUUUGGACCAGUGCUCUUUACUGUUCAGGAAGCUGCUUCCCACUGACCUAUGAACCUAUGAACUCACCUUUCUGAUCUUGGAUUUCACUGAUCUUUCUGCCAGUUUGCAACUAAAGAAACAAUUCUCCUUAUCAAUCUCAUUUACAACAAACUCUGUAGAUUUAUUCUUGGCUGUCCUCCCAUUACAUCAUGUAUAAACAGCUUAAUUUACCCUCUCUCUCAAUAAGAAGGCAGCAACACUGGCAGCAGUUUACUUACAGAUGCAUAUACUUGAAUUAUCCUCUGUAUUGGUUCAUGAUACUUCUCGUUUUUCUUCUCAUUUUUCUUCACCUUGAUCCUGCGAUCACUUGGGACUGCCCUCACCACUGUCCUCUUCUGCUGUUUAUCCACCUCUAUGUCAGAUUAAUUGCCGCCACCAGUUUGUCACUCUGAAUCUGGAAGUCUCACUGUACCUGGGUUUGGUCAUUCUUGAGUUUGCGAAUGACGUGACUGUGGUGGGUCACAUUUCCAACAAUGAUGAGACAAACUACAGGAAGGAGGUCAGCCAUCUGUCCAUGUGGCACAGCAAUAACAAACUGCACAACCGCACAUCACUGGUGAAGAAAGCCCAGCGGUGCCUCUACUUCCUCUGCAGACUAAAAAGAGUGACAGACCCCCUGCCCAUCAUGUGCACCUUUUACUGAGACACCACUGAGAGCAUCCUGACCAGCUGUGUCACUGUGGGGUCCAGGAGCUGUACAGAGCAGAGCAGGGAAUCUAUGAAGUGAAGAUCAUUGGUGUCUCACUUCCCUCCCUCCUGGAGAUCUACAACAACUGCCUCACCCACAAAGCAGUUGGCAUUGUGAGGGACUCUAGCCACCCCUUGCACAGCCUGUUCAGCCUCCUGCCUUCUGGGAGAAGAUAGGGGAGCUUAGGUAUUGAAUUGUAUGUGCAGGUUCAUGCUUCUGCUCUUAUGGUCACCAGUCAACCAGGAGCUGGUGCUCAACUCUGCCAGUGCUACUGUGGAUGGAACAUCUCAACAGGCUAUUCCUGAUAAAGAAUCCAAUGAAUAGAUUUGGCACAAAAAGUAUGAAACUUAUGUUUGAGAGAUGAUGUCUUUGUUGCAACGAUGCUUCAUGGUUAUGACUCAUAUCCUGCUGAAAGUCUGUUGAUUUCUCUUUUAAAUAAGGACACAUUUGUGAGGAAGGUCUGCUAGAUGAGCAACAGAGCUGAGUCUGUGGGUUGUGCCCAUGAAAAUGUCAAUCUAUCUACAUUAAAACUCAACUUAUGUUCAGUUUGGGUCUUUGAAACCAGAAGUAAACCUUCAUAGGGACAAGAUGCCACGAAGACUUCUUAAUCAGAAGGCCCAUGCCCUGAAACACAUCCCAUUUAAAAAGACCCUAAAAAAAGACUCAAAUCAGAGAUUGAGACCAAAAAACUUUUACGAAAGUAACAAAUCUGACCCCAUCCCAGAACUUCACAUUCAUAUCUGCAGUUUAUGGCCUUGGAAUGAAAAAUCUUGAAUUUUCUAAUCAGUCAAUAAUGCCUGUCAGUAUGAGCACGGUUGUACGGUUGUGUUACCACACAGACACUAGUCAUUUUUGAACACACUGUUCUGCUGUUUCUAACACAUUUUCAUUUGAAUCUGCUUCUUUUACUGCCGUGAGAAACUCCCAGAGGCUGCAACUGUGUCACUCAUCAUUCAUGUCAAGUUUUUGUUAUUCUCAUCUUAUUCUCACCUUGUGCUGAGGGAGGCUUUCAGACUGGUUCCACUGUCUGCUGCUACUUAACCAAUACAAUGAUAAAACAUCAGAAAACCCAGUUAUCCUCCAGUCACCUCUAAAGUUUGUAGAUUGCAGAAUAACAUGAAAAUAAAGGAAAAACUGUGAAACUUGCAGGAAAAUGAACUGUAGGUGAACUCUGAGCAUUCAACUCAGUCUGGGAACUUCCUACCUGAAAUUAAAGCUGAUUUCACACAUUUUCUCUCUCUCUCUCUCUCUCUCUCUCUCUCUCUCUCUCUCCCUCCCUCCCUCUCUCGCUCUCUCCAGGCUCCCUGCCUCUCUGUAGCUCCAUGUGCACACCAAUCUUCAUGUGGAGUGUCAUCUCCAUGGCCAUGACCCAGCUGAGGCUUAUCUUCUUCAUGGGCGCAAUGAACAAGAUGUUGGAGUUUCUGGUCACACAUGGCAACCCUCACCGUAAGACCUGAACAAUGCCUAAUCUUUCCGGAGCUGAACAAUGUCAAGAGACAUUUGUCAGCAAUAGAGACAACAAAAUAGUUGGCCCAAUGAAAAAAUAAUACACUGGGUCAAAAGUUUGUGUUGCAUGAAAUCCUACAUGGUGUUGAUUUCUGAUUUGUUACCUCUUUCAGCCUCAGAGGAGCUGCAGAGGGAGGUGGAUAACCAAGGUGAGAUCAACAGGUCUUUUAUACUGGUAUUUUACACAGAGCUCCUAUCUAUUUUCUUUUACUUUGGUGCAGAAAUCAUGUGCACAAACAACAUUUUAAUAAAGUGAAUUAAAACAGAUGAAAAGUUAAAAACAUCUGAUCAUCUAAUCCUCUAGCUAUUUCGUCUUUAUUUUAUGCAGAAAGAAAAACAUGAUGCAUCUUUAUUCUUUAUUUUUUCCAAUUUUUCAUGUUAUAAAUAUAUUAAUUCAUUUCAUCUAUCUCAAAUCACAUCUUAGUGUGUUGGUUUGUUUCAUAUCCUUCUUUGCACCACUAUAUUAGCGUGUACAGUCACUACGGUCCUUCAUUGGAUAAUCAACCAAAACAGUAAUUUAUCUGAAGCUAUAUGACUUUAUGCCUGGCCCACCUUGCAAAUUCUCCUGUGGUUGACAUAUUUGUGGAAGCUUUUGAUUUUAUUUUUUUUCCCUCAAUACUGUUUAAAAUGUCAUUUCUUUGUUGUGAAAUGACCCAGAUGAAGGCUUGGAGCUAAAAACCAUUAGUCUAUGAAUGAAGAUAUUCUGUUUCUACAAGUGUCUUCUCUUUCUUCUUUAUGCACCUUGGAGGCAGAUAAAGCAUGCGCCCAAAUCCACCACUCCACUGUAGAGCCAGCAGAUUCCACUGACAAAAUCAGUCAUUUUACCAUGCAGAACAACAUAGUCAAGGGUCUAUCACUGUCUCAAUUGUUUGGGUUGUUUGAGAUGACUCAGUCUUUGAUUGUCAUACCUAGAAAUUAUUAUCUUGAAUAGUUGGGUCUUAUAACCAGAAUUGACAGCCACACACUGUCCUGUAUUCCUUUAAACCCUUUUCUGCAUUUUUCUCCCCAGUAAGCAUCUAUUCGGCCAUCUUUGGUACAUUGCAGCUGUUGUGCCUGCUGACAUGUCCUCUGAUUGGUUACAUCAUGGACUGGAGGAUGAAGGAGUGUGAGGACGAAACUGCAGAUGUAACAGCAGAAAAGAGGUGUGAGAAGCUUCAAUCAUUUAGGCCAUUAUUACAAGUGUGACAUAGCAGUCAUUAGGGAUGUAAUAGUACCUUGUAGAGACAGCUGAAAACCAGGCAACAGGGGGCAUUCAAAUCAUUGAGAUGAAAAAUAAAUUGCAAUACCUUUUUCAAACAGCAGAGGAUGCAAACUGCUUUUGACUUUGUUAGAUGUCAUAAUGUCUCUUGCAGCUGUAGCUGAUUUUAGGUCUACAGAUAUGACUGCAACAGGUGGUGACAGAUGGUUAUUUGCAGAUAAAAUGGCAUCAGCAGUGUUCCCCUACAUAGAGGACACCCAACUGACCAGACAAAGGAUAGUUUACUACCAUUGUAGCAUUUUCAUUUUUCAUCCACAUGAUUGCUAAAAAGCAAAGUAUCAAAAAUAUAAUAAUAAUAAUAAUAAUAAUAAUAAUAAUAAUAAAACAAAAAAAAAACAACACAUGGAUCAACCAAUCUAUGCACUAAUCUCUCCUCCGAGCUAGAACACAAACUGGGUUAAUUACUCCAUAAAGAUGUUGAAAACUGUACUGUGAACCCAACAUCAUGAAUCAGAUUGUAUCAAGGGUUAGUAAGAUUGGUAAGUGAGUUGUUUCAUCAGGUCCUGACGAUCAGAGUAGACUUUUCUGGCCUUGGGACCAAAAUUCAUGGUAUGCAAUAUGUACACUGAAAAUGUAUCCAUAUUGGCUCUGAUCUAUUGCUUGACCAACCUAAACUAAUCUAUCGAAACUCUAGCUAAGUUUCAUCAACCUGUAUUUAGUCCAAUUUGCUCUUUCUUCUCUGAUUUUAACAUCUGUUGAUAUGUUACCUCCUGCAGCCAAUCAGAUCCUCCAAAGAGAGACAGAAAGAUCCAGAAGCUGACCAAUGCCAUGAGAGCUUUCAUCUUCACCAACCUCCUAUUGGUGGCCUUUGGAAUCAUUUCUCUAAUUGAUAAUCUGCCCCUACAGGUCUGAGUAAUACGGUACAGAAAGACAGUACAGUCAUGGCUCCUAUUUCACAGGCUGCUGCAAUAAUCUGUUUGUAUUCCGUAUCUUUCUAUUAGGUGCUAUCCUUUGUUCUGCAUACCAUAGUGAGAGGGUUUAUCCACUCCUGUUGUGGGGGUCUCUACGCUGCUGUGUAAGUAACAACACCAGUAUUCUUAAAGUUCUACCAAAAUAAUUUAUAUCAACCAUGAAUCUGAGUUGUAUGAGGCUGCUGGUGUUACUUCUUGGACAAAAUUUGCACAAAACUUUGCAGUAAGGGACCAGACCAUCUCAAAAGCCAUUAGCCAUUGCUAAUCCAUGUUGUGUACAUCCAAGAAUAUGAGAACUGCUUCAAAAAUAUGGUCAUGUUAUCAUCUCAGUUGUGCAUCCGACAUUUGUUUGUAAAAUGUAAAGUCCUCACAUACUCAACUUACUGUUUUCUAAACCAGAAAGCACUUUGUAGUUAUCUAUUCCAAUGAAUCAGGACAUGUAGAGACCCCAUCUGUUUUAGAUGAGUUUCAGUUUAGUUUGACUCUAGUAAACGUGUGGUAAGUUCUACAACCUAGAGAAAAGCGCCCUGUAAAUGAGCCUAACAAAUAAAUGGGUCUCAUUGGCUGCACUCUUUACUUUUGGACCCCAAUUGGACUCCAUUGAAUACCAUUAUUCAACCAAUUUAGGCCCAUUUAUGAAUAUCAUGUUGUUUAAAUCUAAAAACUAUUGAGAUCUCGAACUCAUGAGGAGAGUGUUAACCAACUACUACAAUGUUGACUGGAUCAUAUCAUAUUGCAUCACAUAGCAUUGUAUCGUACUACAGUAUAUCACAAUGUAUCCCAUCAUAUCUUAUCUAUUGUAUCAUAGUGAUAUGGUUUCAUGAUUAAUAUUAUUGACUGCUUUGUUCAUAAUAAAUGAAUUGAUACUAAACACAUAUAAAGAAACAAUAACAAACAUUCUCAUUAUAUUUUAAGUAUCACAUUGAACAUGCUAAAUGAUAGAAACUGUGAACAAAAAAAUAGUCAACACGUGCAAAUGAACUUCACUGUGAUUAAUAAUGGUUUCUAUAUAGUUGCAUUCAGAUCAUUGAACAACAUUAUAACCACUUAUUGGUUAAAAAUACUAUAUCAAUGAUUAAAACCUAAGCUAAACCUUUCUAAAUUAUUUCUGUUACUUAGAGUAAAGUUGUGAUUCAUAGUCAAUAAAUGUAACUCUUAGAAGUUCAUGAAACAGUCUGAAAAGCUGUUGGUCUAAAGAAACUAAAGAAUAAAUGAUUUAUUCAGUCAGGGUGAUAACUUGGCUUCUGGAGCACAUAACAGGACACAUCUCAUUUUAACACUAAGUUCAUGAUUAGACAGAUUGGUACAUUGCUGAGUGCAUAAGAUGUCAUUAUCAGUCAUUUGUAUUUUUUCACCAUAGGGAUGCAGUUAUUGUCAGUAUAUGGUUGAGCAGAGUUUGUGACGGAGGUCUGGAGGUUAGAGUCCUGGUCCUCAUACCUUUCAUUGUUCACACACCUGAGAUAGAAAAUCUCACAAUGAGACCUGGUUGAGAUGUGAAUGAUUAUUCAUAUAGACAGUAAAGGAGUCAGUUCCAGGAAGGUCAUGAACAAGCCUGUCUCUGUUCUUCAAAUCGACCCAUCAGGAAAGGUGAACAUUUGGGCCAACUAAACUUUAAGGGAUAUUCCAGCGUAAAUUUAAGUUAUGGUCAAACACACUGUAACACCGAGUUAGACACUCCCUCAAGAGAUUAAUUUUGCUGACUGCUUGCUUCUCUAGUUAUACUAACUUUAGUAAUGACUGCACGAUAGAUACACAUCGGUCUAUGGCUCCAUGCACACCCCAACCAAAAAGCCACUCUAUAGCCACAAAUAAUGCUCAGAACAGCACCUAACUUCAUCAACAGUACAUAUAGGGUCCCGGCCAUAGUACUAGCCACCAAACAUCUUUUUAACUUUGCCUUAUUUCUUUAGCAAAGAGACUGAACACAACUCACCUACUCUCCUCCAGCAGCCGCUUGUUUGUGGGGGGAGUCCUGACACGUCGAUCACAAAAAUUUAUUAUUAUUACUUCAUGGAAAUGCAAUCAGACCAAGACACUAAGGCAGAAGAACUACCAUGUCUGCAAUGGACAUACAAGAUGCAUAAGAACUCUGAUUGCAUUUCUAUGAAGAGAUAAUCAUAAAUGUUCUUCCCUGAGCUGCAAAACAACAAAAAGAGAUCGUACAAUGUUAUCCUGUUUUUCAAUUCCCCUCAGGUAUCCUGCCAACCACUUUGGGACACUGACUGGUAUGCAGUCAAUGAUCAGCGCUGCCUUUGCAUUGCUCCAGCAGCCCCUGUUCAUCCUGAUGGUUGGACACCUGAAUGGAGAUCCUUACUGGGUAUGAACUCACAAACAGGCACACCGCAAAAGGAGAGACACGCGUCAACAAAUGAACGAAACUGGUUUUAUUACAGGUAUUAUCACAAGCUCUAACAUGUGUCUCUCUCUCCUGACAACAGAUCAACAUGGCACUCCUCAUUUUCUCCUUGACUGGCUUCCUGUUGCCCGGCUAUCUGUUCUAUCACCGUAGAAACCUGAUCUUGGCAAAGGCAGGGUACGAUCAGUCGACAUCCAGCCAAUCAGAUGAAGAGAUGGUCCCGCUAAAGCACUCAGCAAAUGGUAUCUCAAAUGGUGAAGCCAAUGGGCAUGUCGCUAAUGGCAAAGCCAAUGGUUAUUUAGCCAAUGAUGAAGCCAAUGGACACGUUGCUAAUGGCAAUGCCAACGGGCAUGUACCAAAUUGCGAAGCCAAUGGUCAUAUCAGUAAUGGUUACAUACCAAAUGGCCACGCUGUGUAG